Messenger RNA from Monomorium pharaonis (pharaoh ant), 2021 nucleotides. RefSeq lists its product as uncharacterized. Lineage: Eukaryota; Metazoa; Arthropoda; Insecta; Hymenoptera; Formicidae. The transcript has 4 exons. Bases 262 to 1542 code for a protein of 426 amino acids. The record is from RefSeq and is a predicted model, not a curated record.
UCAACCUCUGAUAAAGCGUAAUGUAGUGAGAUAAGUUAUAUAAAGCGCACCAGGCUCAUCUUUAAUUUAGUGUCAGUUAGUACAAUUUGUCGCUCACUCGUAAUAUCAAUCUUAUGAAAUUAAUCGUUAAUUUCGUUAAUAUAAAUAAAUAGUAACAUUUAAUAAGAUAUUAGUAAAUUUUGUGAAGCAUUAGUAAAUUGCAUCAAAAUUCACGCUUAUAUCAAUAUAUUAAUAUAAUUAUAUAAUAUUAAGAAAGAAAAAAUGGAUCAGAAUAAGAUGAGUGUCACAUUAAGUGAAGUGAAUAAUAAAUUCACGGAAGAAGUGCUGAUAAAUAUUCUCUCUAAAGUAAGCAAUGGGAAAAAGGUGCAACUGACGAAAUGGAAUUUUAAUGAGGGGUCUGCUAAAGGCGACAAUUAUUUGUCAAUUGUCUACAAGGGCAAAGUGUAUGGAAUUACCGACGGCGAUCCGAAGCAACAUGUGCAAGCGAAUGUUGUUGUGAAAUCGAUGCCAAAAAAUCCUGGAACGAGGAAGACUCUUAGAUGUGCAGAUUUCUUCUCUAAUGAAAUUAUUUUUUAUACGCAGAUUAUCUCCAAAUUUGAAAACUUCUUAGCGGAAAAGAGACAAAGUGAUCUAUUAUGCAUACCACGUUAUAUAAUCUCUUCCACAGAUAGCGAAAACGGUUUUCUAGUCUUGGAAGAUGCCUCUUGCUUAGGAUUUCACUCCAUAACGCGACACGACUGCCUGGACUGGACAGAAUGUUCGGCUGUCUUGAAAACACUGUCCAAAUUUCACGCGAUCUCAUUUGCGUACAAAGACCAAAGAAAGGACGAGUUCGUAGAAAUAAGAGAUUCUUUAAAAGAAACCUUCUUCGGUCCUGAACACUGGAACUGGUACAAAGGAUUUCACGAAAAAAUACGGGUUUUGAUUAAACACGCAUUAGCUACCGAAUAUCCCAACAGUAAGGCUGAAAAACGAUACAAUUCUUACGAAUCUAACGCUCUUUUCGACAAGUGCACGGAAUUAUGUAAGAGAGGCGACGCUCCUACAUCUGUCAUAGUCGAAGGCGAUUGUUGGGGGCCGAAUUUCUUAUUUCGCGACAUUGGGCAAAAUCAAAAGCAGGCGUUGAUGCUCGACUUUCAGCUCGCACGUUGCGCGAGUCCUAUCAUAGACCUGUCGUUUCUAAUUUACGCUUGCACCCUGAAGUCAUUUCGUGAUCAGUACUUCGACGAGCUAUUAAAAUUCUAUCACUCCGAAUUGAGCAGUGCCAUUAAAUUACUCGGAUCCGAUCCCGAGAAGCUUUAUCCUUGGGAUUUGUUUAUGAAAGAGGUGCAGGAGCAAUUCGUAUUUGGUGUGUUCACUUCGCUUGACGCUAUCGUGCUGUGCCUGGUGGACGUGUCCGAGUCAUUCAGCAUAGACACCGCUGUUAAGGGCGAUCAGGCAGUAGAUAUCAGUGACGGGGUGACAUUUUCCAUCGCAACAGCAAGCGAAAGACGAAGAAUAGCGGACGUGAUAGUUCACGCCGUUGAAAAAGGAUACAUAUGACGCGCGGAAGUUUUCGCUGUAAUAUCAUUGCCCGCCACGUGAAACAAUUAAAAUAACUAAUGAAUAGUAUUAGGAUUCAUUGUAAUUUUUUUGCGACGCCUGUAAAGUAAUCCGCACUAACUAGAGAUAGAGGAAACAUUGUCAAUUCUUUGUUUCCUAAAUUCUUAUAAAGUAUUUUUUAAGUAUUAACUGUUACUCAAAUCAAGAAUAUAUUUCCUUCGAAAUAUAUUCUUUGUUAUUUUAAUGAUACUUUAAUAACAGCGAAUUAAAAUAUUACUUAAAAGCAACGUUUACAUAGUAUGUUUCUAAUAGGCAAUCUUUCAGCAUUCUUUUCUUUUGCAUUUCGAGGCAAAGUGUAUUGCAAAUUUCAAAGUUUCUUAGAACGCCGUGUAAGACAAUUUUUUAAAUCGUCGACUAAUCGAUUGCACAAAUGCAAUUUUACUCUGUAAAAAUAAAGUUUUAAAAAACACUUUGAAAAA